This is a messenger RNA of Danio rerio (zebrafish), 564 nucleotides long. It is a transcript of the gene guca1g, whose product is annotated as guanylate cyclase activator 1g. The record is from RefSeq and is marked provisional. Gene Ontology annotation, molecular function: calcium ion binding. Lineage: Eukaryota; Metazoa; Chordata; Actinopteri; Cypriniformes; Danionidae.
AUGGGCCAGAAUCAAAGCGAUGAAGAAGAAGAAGAAGUGGAGCUAACAGAAAUCCAGCCUCUUUACACCAGAUUCAUGAAAGUGUGUCCCAGCGGAGCUCUGCAUCUGCAUGAAUUUCGCAGGAUUUUCGGCGUUCAGAGCUCAUCAGAAGAGGAGGCUUUGUACAUGGAGACCAUCUUCAAGUCCUUUGAUACAAACAGGGAUAACGUCAUAGACUUUAUGGAGUUUGUUGCCGCCGUCCAUCUCGUUUUGAGAGGAAAUCUGGAGGACAGGUUGAAAUGGUCUUUUAAAGUCUAUGAUAGAGAUGAGAAUGGAAAGUUGGACAGACAAGAGGUUAUACAUGUCAUAAGGAUCAUUUGCAAGCUUAAGAAAAACAGAAUCAACAUGACUCCUGUGGAAAUCUGUGACAGGAUAUUUGAACUUUUAGAUGAAAACAAUGAUGGUCAGAUCUCAUUGUCGGAGUUCCUGGAAGGGGCAGAAAAAGAUGCCUGGAUUAUGGACCUCCUAAAACUGGACACCAAUGCACGUGUCUGGUUCAGGGACAACUUGGGGAAGAAAACAUGA